This is a messenger RNA of [Torrubiella] hemipterigena, 1176 nucleotides long. The record is from the annotation of a GenBank genome assembly. Lineage: Eukaryota; Fungi; Ascomycota; Sordariomycetes; Hypocreales; Clavicipitaceae.
AUGAAGACAGCCACUGUUCUCAACCUCCUUCUGUGCAGCUCACUCGCUGCUGGAUGCAGCCAUGACCAUGACGACAAAGAGUGGUCUAAGGAAGAGCUCCAAGAGUUGGAAGACAAAUGGGGACAAGAUUGGUCUUUUUCCGGCAUUGGAAGCUUUGCCCAUUUGGAGUAUGUCAAGUGCUUGACCAACCCGGCAGAGCAAUUUGAUAUUGCCAUUGUCGGAGCUCCAUUUGAUACUGCUGUCAGCUACAGACCAGGCGCCCGAUUUGGCCCUCGCGCAAUCCGCCAGUCCUCGUCACGCCAAAUUGCGUUCAGAGGUUUCAACCCACGUGCUGAUAUCAACCCAUACAGCAACUGGGCCAAGAUCAUUGACUGCGGUGAUAUUCCAGUCACACCCUUUGACAACAACAUUGCACGUGAGCAAAUGACCCAGGCCUUGACAGAGCUGGGAAACCGAAAGACGGUAUCUUCGGUCAGCUCUAAGCCCAAGUUGAUGACUCUGGGAGGAGACCACAGCUUGACGCUGCCGGCGCUGCGUGCACUAACCAAAAUUCAUGGCCGACCGGUCCGAGUGCUUCACUUUGAUGCGCAUCUCGACACGUGGGACCCCUCCAAGUACCCUUCGUAUUGGGGAUCUACUCAGUACACCCACGGAUCCAUGUUCUGGCUAGCAAACCAAGAAGGUCUCCUAUCCAAUUCAUCCAAUGAGGCAUCUGUUCAUGCUGGACUACGUACACGUCUUAGUGGUGAUGGAUGGGAUGACAAUGAUGACGACACGGCACAGAACUGGGUUCGCUUCUCUGCGGACGAAAUCGACGACAUUGGCACCAAGGGUAUCAUUGACGGAAUCAUGAAGACUCUCGGCACAGAGGAUCCUGUCUAUCUUUCUGUUGACAUUGAUGUUUUGGAUCCUGCAUUUGCUCCUGCAACGGGCACCCCGGAACCUGGAGGUUGGACUACGCGAGAAUUCAUUCGCAUCUUGCGCGGCAUUGAGGACUUGAACCUCGUGGGUGCCGAUGUCGUGGAAGUAUCCCCGGCUUACCAGAGCAACGCCGAAGAGACAUCCCUUGCGGCUGCCCAGGUUGUGUACGAGAUCCUAAGCUCCAUGGUGAAGAGGGGCAUGAAGGACAUGGCUACGGCUAAGAAUGAGGGUGAUCAUCAGAAGGAUGAGUUGUAA